Molecule: messenger RNA, 1679 nt
Organism: Dendronephthya gigantea
Lineage: Eukaryota; Metazoa; Cnidaria; Anthozoa; Malacalcyonacea; Nephtheidae
Product: ankyrin repeat domain-containing protein 1-like
Exons: 2
Coding region: 336-1514 (392 amino acids)
Cellular component (GO): cytoplasm; nucleus
Molecular function (GO): protein binding
Source: RefSeq, a predicted model, not a curated record
CUUGCAAUGCAAUUCUACUCCUGAGGCAUCUAAAGUUGUCAAAUACGAUCUGCUGACGUUUCACAUUUACAUGAAGUACUCUCUCAUGAAAUUUCAACAUGGCGGGAGAAAGUGGGAGAUUUAAAAAAGAACUUCAAAGGGCUUUAUUGGGUAUCGCACACAAAAGUGUUUUCAAUGCGUUGUGUGCGGUUAGUUCCUUUGAUCCGAGUAUGUGUCAGGUCGCGUGAAAACGACACGUUCUUCGAGUAUAUAUACAACUUCUAGAGUAUAAAGCUGUUUUCUGUGUGUUAAAGAGCUGUUUACGUAGGGUCAAAAAGUGUGGAUGCUUUCAAACUAUGAAUAUCCGCGGGGCAUAUCCAGGUUCCAGACAGGUUUUUCGAAGUUACAGCACGAAUAAUUUGAAUACAAAAAGCUAUCGCUGGUCAGUACCGUUGCGUGUUUCCGCCACAGACGAUUUCGAGCAGGAAGAACAGAUUCUCGUUAGGAAUACGGACAUUCUUAGGGGAAAAGGACCCUUAUUAUUGGAUUCACCAAGUGUAAGGGAAAAUUCCGAGCUCUUAGCUCGGGGAAGGUCGUAUUCAGGUCCUGGCCGGGACGUCGAACAAACAGUCAAACACACAAAAUCAUUUAGUGUGUCGAAAGUCGCGGGAGAACAACAAGAACACAGAAAAUACUCGUUCAAAAAGUUAUUUGAGAAAAAGAAGGCGAACACUGUGUCGAUUGUCGAGCACUCUGACGUAGAGAUCCCGUCACAGGCUCAUCUGAACAAAAAAAUAAAGUCUAAGCCCUUGUUAUUAAGAAGUCUAAGUUCAUCGUGUCUGUCUCUGGCUACCAAAUCUCGCCCUAAACUGCUCAGUCGAAUAUCAUGUCCCGAUAAUCUUGUUCGUUCUAAUGGGAAUGUACAAAGUUCUAAACCCAAUCAGAAUGACCGGGAAUCUGUGCCUGAGACGAAGCCCGAGGACCGAAUGCCGACCGGAGUAAAGAGUCGUUCUUCAAACGUCUCCUCUCGGCUGAAAGACAGCUUCAAACUUUUCAGUCGUAACAGCAAGGAAAUAAGCAAAAGAGAUUCGCGGACUCUGUUGACGAGAUUCGAGAUAGAGCUUGCGAUUACCAAGAAUGACAGAAGUAAACUCAUGACCUCGGUCGCUGCAAAGGACUUUGAUAUAAACGCGCAGGAUUAUUACGGUAAAACCUAUCUUCAUACAGCCUGCAGUGUGGGUAACUACCACUGCGCGCAAAUAUUGUUGAAUGCGGGCGCCAAGGUCGACAUGCAGGACCUGGCCGGGUUCACACCUCUGCAUUGCGCGGUCGUCGCAAAUCACGUGCCAUGUGCCGCUGUACUUAUCGCCGCAGGUGCAGAUGUGAUGAGCAGUACCAGGACCAUGCACACGGCCAUGACGCUCGCUCAUGAGGACGAAAUGAUUUUACUUAUUGGACGGUGUUUGUUGCUCCGGGGUACCCAAUGCCAGAUCCUGAAAGAUGACAACUUCUCUUUAAGAGAGACAAAGCUAUGACGUGUUGAAAGCUAGAAAAAAAAUUUGAUAUGCUUACCUUAACUCCAAACUAAAAUGAAAAAGUUUUAAAAUUCAUUUUAAAGCGGUUCAUUGAACUAACUAAAGUUGUAAAUUUUUUUGUAGCUAGUUCAUGAUUUUGUUAGAAAAUGCGUAUACCAUCAAAAA